Messenger RNA from Mesorhabditis belari, 3678 nucleotides. NCBI's taxonomy places the organism in Eukaryota, Metazoa, Nematoda, Chromadorea, Rhabditida, Rhabditidae. The record is from the annotation of a GenBank genome assembly.
AUGGCCACAACGACUGCGCGUUUGGCCGUUGGCGUUUUGCUAUCGGUGUUGGAUAUUUCGGUCUCCGUUUUAUCGACUUGUCUUCACAGUGGUCCUCUCGCUUUUGACACACUAAUUGAUCAGAUAGCUCACUAUAACCCAUUCACAUCAUCGGCCGACUUUUUGAUUCUCACCCUAUUCCGCACAUUUUUCUUCUACAUCCCGUCUUGUUUAGCCUACGGUGGAAGAAACUCCGGCCUCUCAACAUGGCACUCUGUGGUCAGCUCGGCGUGUAUUCUCAUGUACGCAGCUUCUCCAACGAAACUUUUACUUUUGAGUGAACCGUUGAAAGAAGGUGAAGCCCUGUCAUUCGGAGACAUUCUCGCUAUCGUUUGGUCAUUCGUCGGCACUUUCAUUCUUGAUGUCGCAUGGAGGGCUUACUUUGCGCACACUCCCUCCUCAUACGUGGUGUUGGAUGAGGAAGAUGAAAACGGCGAACUCCCACCGAAGCAAACUUUUGAGUUGAUUUUGCGCCUUUUGCAGUAUUGUAAACGGGAAUGGCUCUGGCAUUUGUCUGGUUUCACUUUCUUGUUCAUCUACUCAGUUACUCGUAUCUUUAUCCCGUACUACACUGGUCAAGUGAUUGCCACCGUUGUCGAGACAAGCUCAUACGAUAAUCUUCAUCAAGCUGUUUACACGAUGACUAUGAUCACGCUUGUUAGUGGUGUUUGCGCUGGUUUUCGUGGUGGUUCUUUCGAGUACGCGUAUUCUCGAGUGGCUCGAUCGGUUCGUUUCGAUCUUUUCGCGGCACUUGUUCGACAAGAUGUCGCUUUCUAUGAUGCUCACAAAACUGGUGAAAUUGCUUCUCGUCUCGCUUCCGAUUGCCAAACGAUGUCCGACACGGUGGCCAUGAAUGUGAAUGUGUUCUUGAGGAACGUUGUUUGCCUUGUUGGAUCAAUGUUAUUCAUGAUGACGCUUUCUUGGCGUCUCUCGCUGAUCACUUUCAUCCUCGUGCCGAUCAUUUUUGUCGCCUCGAAAAUCUUUGGAACUUAUUAUGAUUAUUUGUCGGAGAAAACGCAAAACGCGGUCGCUCACUCGAAUGAUGUGGCUGAAGAGGUGAUCUCUACAAUGCGCACUGUUCGCUCGUUUGCCUGUGAGGCUUUUGAAGGAGAUCGUUUCUACGCGAAGGUCACCGACACAUUGAAUGUGACAAAAACGAAAGCUUUCGCUUACGUCGGCUUCAUUUGGGUGUCUGAGCUUUUCCAAACAUUUAUCGUUGUUGCUGUUCUCUGGUAUGGUGGACAUCUUGUGCUUGUUGGACGUUUAAAGGCCGAUCUUCUCGUUUCCUUUUUGCUUUACCAAAUGCAAAUGGCUGACAAUUUGAGACAAAUGGGCGAGGUUUGGACGGGUUUAAUGCAAUCGGUUGGAGCGAGUAGAAAGGUCUUCGAGUACAUCGAUCGAGAGCCAACCAUUCAACACCAUGGAAAACUUCAGCCAGCCGUUCUCCGAGGAAAAAUCGAAUUCAAAAAUGUACACUUCGCUUAUCCAACCCGUCCUCAGUUGCCGAUUCUAAGGGAUCUUUCUUUCACAGCCGAGAUUGGUCAAACGGUGGCCUUAGUGGGCCCAUCGGGAAGCGGGAAAUCUUCGUGUAUCGCUCUAUUAGAGAAUUUCUAUCUACCAAACGCUGGACAGAUUUUGAUCGACGGAGUGCCAAUGGACGAGUACGAGCAUCAUUACUAUCACAAAAAGAUUGCUCUCGUCGGUCAAGAGCCCGUACUUUUCGCGCGCUCUGUUUCGGAAAAUAUCGCUUACGGAGUGGAGGUAACCGAACAAGAUGUGGUGACAUCAUCGCAAAUGGCAAACGCCCACGGUUUCAUCGUGCAAACCACCAUGAAAUAUGAGACGAAUGUCGGAGAAAAGGGAUCACAAAUGUCUGGUGGUCAAAAGCAGAGAAUCGCCAUCGCUCGAGCGCUCGUCCGUCAGCCGGCUAUUCUUUUGCUUGACGAGGCCACAUCAGCUUUGGAUACGGAAAGUGAAGCUGUUGUACAAGAAGCUAUCUCGAAAAAUCUUGAGGGAAAAACGGUGAUCAUGAUCGCUCAUCGUCUGUCAACUGUCGAAAAAGCUGAUAAGAUUAUCGUUAUCAAUAAGGGAGUGGUCGAGCAACAGGGAACCCACGAAGAGCUGCUACGACAACCGGGCACCUAUGCAACACUUGUACAACGGCAAAUGUUAGGAGAGCAUAAGGGUACCCAUCCCCGAGCGGUCACCCAGGACAAGAUGCUGGAUGGUGAUGACACGUUAACGCUUUCCGAUGAGGAACACCACGAUAUUCCACCGGCAUCGUCAAACGGAACGUCAUCAAAGGUGAACGAUUUACUGCUCGAAGACGGAGAAGAUGUGAAUCUGCACUCGGAUGCGCCCGCCUCGAAGCUUCGACUUGAUGAAGAGCCAGAUGAGAAGCCGCGAUCAGCCGCCGUUCUUUCAACAUCAAAUCUUGACGUCAGCCACUCGUCUCCGGUAGCGCCACGUGUUGAAGAACACAAGAACUAUGUACUGAAGAUUUCGAUUGAAACUUUCGAGAAGCGUGGUGACGGAAUUAACGCUUAUCUGGUCUACAAAGUGGUCACCGAGUCGAGGAAUAACCCAGGGAUCAGUGAUCGGAUACAUGAGGUGUGGCGCCGCUUCUCCGAUUUUCUCGGUCUGCACGAGAAAUUGGUCGAGAAGUUUUUGCAUAAAGGUGUCGUCGUUCCUUACCCACCCGAGAAGAGCAUAACUGCUAUGACAAAGACAAAAUCUGGUAACUCCGAUCAUGCGAUUAGUAACCCGGUUGGAAUGCAAAGAGCUCGACAGCUUGAACGUUUCCUGCGGCGAAUUGGCCAGCACCAAAAGAUGCGAACCGAUUGCGAUGUGCGCGAUUUUCUCACGAUGGAGGCCGAAUUACCAAAGGCGAGUAACACUGUGGCUUUAUCAUCGGCUGGCGUGAAACGAUUGAUGAAGAGUGUGGGAGAGGCUUUUUCGAAGAUGGCUUUCCAUAUGGAAGAGGGUGAUCGAUGGUUUGAACAAACGCAAUCACACGUCGAAGAAUUAGAAGAAUGCCUUCGCAAAUUGCUAACUCUUGCCGACACUCUUCAGCAUCAGCGAAAGGAACUUUCAUAUGCGAAUGAAAGCAUGUCGAAGACUAUCUCCAUGCUAGCUUCGUGCGAAGAAUCGACAGCUUUGGCUCGAGCUCUUUCACAUCUUACUGAGGCUGAAGAAAGUUGUGCGGCUGCGUUUGGGAGACAAGCCGAAAACGAUCAAGCAAAGCUCACUGAAGCAGUCGGUGAAUAUGUAGCCCUCUUCCAAAGCUUGAAAGAUGUAUUCAAUGAAAGGAUCCGUGUUUGGCAAUCAUGGCAAACUGCUCAGCAGAACUUGGCAAAGAAAAGAGAGCAGAAAUCUCGUUAUGAACUUUCUGGUAAAAUGGAUCGAGCUCAGCAAGCCAAGGAUGAAAUGGAUGAGACCGAGAGGAAAGUCGAUCAACUUGAGGGAGAGUUCGGGGAAAUUUCCCGCUUGAUUCGCGAAGAGAUGGGUCGAUUCGAUGCUCAGCGGCGUGAAGACAUGCGCGAGAUCUUCAUCGGCUUCUUGGAGGCGCUUCUAGUUGAACAACAAGAGUUACUAAAGUUCUGGGAACGUUUCGGGCCGGAGACUCAAUCGAUCAUUCUC